This is a messenger RNA of Telopea speciosissima, 1630 nucleotides long. RefSeq names its product cyclin-D5-1-like. The record is from RefSeq and is a predicted model, not a curated record. Gene Ontology annotation, cellular component: cyclin-dependent protein kinase holoenzyme complex; cytoplasm; nucleus. The coding region runs from base 41 to 1054 and encodes 337 amino acids. Gene Ontology annotation, molecular function: cyclin-dependent protein serine/threonine kinase regulator activity. Gene Ontology annotation, biological process: mitotic cell cycle phase transition; regulation of cyclin-dependent protein serine/threonine kinase activity. NCBI's taxonomy places the organism in Eukaryota, Viridiplantae, Streptophyta, Magnoliopsida, Proteales, Proteaceae. The transcript has 5 exons.
AUGUAGUAGGGCGAAUAGAAAGGGAAAAGAAAAAAAAGUUAUGGACUCUGACUCUGCAUUUUCCAUUUCUAGUCUUCUCUGUCGAGAAAACGAAGCUUGCUUCAAUGAGGAGGUAGAUGAAGAUUCUUGUCUUAAUUCAAACAAUUACUUGUUCUCAGAAAAUUAUGAAGAAUAUAUAGAAAUGUUAGUUGAAAGAGAGAUCAGUUUUGGAUGUAAAACCCAUGGAUCGUCUGACGAUUGUUCGAUAGCGCUCGAGAACUGGUUGAAAUACGCUCGUUUGGAUGCCGUUCGAUGGAUUCUCAAUACUCGGGCCUUAUUCGGCUUUCGCUUCCAAACAGCUUAUUUAUCUAUCACUUACUUCGAUCGUUUUCUUUCAAAACGAUCCAUUGAUAGUGGGAAACCUUGGGCGAUACGAUUGCUGUCGGUGGCGUGUUUGACAUUGGCUUCAAAGAUGGAAGAAUGCAGGGUGCCUGCGUUGUCCGAGUUUCGAGUGGAGGAUUAUAGUUUUGAAAACAAUGUUAUUCAGAGAAUGGAGCUUCUGGUUUUGAAUACUUUAGAGUGGAGGAUGAGUUCGAUUACUCCUUUUACUUAUCUCGAUUACUUCAUUACCAAAUUCUGCGAUAUCUCUCGGCGGAAAGAGUUAGAAUCUAAAGCCGUAGAACUCAUCGUGACUGUUGCAAAAGAGAUGAGCUUAAUGGAUCAUCGACCAUCUGUUAUAGCUGCUGCGGCAGUCUUGGCGGCGAUGGAUCAGAGAUUGACAAGAAAAACUGUGGAAUUUAAGAUGAGUGUGAUCUCCUCAUGUGGUUCUCUUCAAAAUGUGAAGGAGCAUGUGUUUUCCUGCUAUAAUCUGAUGCAGGAAUUAGAGAUGGGGAAACUUAAGAUACCCAAGUUCAUAAUUUCCCCAGAUCUCUCUCCAAUCUAUUCAAGCUCUACCAAGGUUACUGAGAAUUCUUCCUUCACCUCUGCUGAUGGAGCUAAGAGGAGAAGGCUUACAUUCGAUGACUGUAGCCAGAAUUGUGGUGGUUCCAUGUCCAAUGAGAAGCAUUUCUGUUAAUGAAAAAUACAGCCGGUCACACCACCAUUUUGGAUAUUGGGUGCUUUUAUGGAGGAUUGGUUUUGUGUUUUUCAUGAAUAUGAUUUGGACUUGAUUGAGGAUUCCAUUUUCCAGUAUCCAACAAAGUUUAAUCCAGAGAAAAGAGUACACAGAGAGAAAUAAUUUGAUUAAAGGAAGGAAAAACUUAAACCUAUUGUGGAAAGCUGAGUAAAGUCCAAAAGUUAGGAAGAGGAGGAGAAUGAGUGAAGGACCAAGAGAGGUCCAGAACGACUUUGGAAGAGUGCCUGUUAAUAGUCAUCACUGAAUACUGUUUUCAUUCAUGAAUGCUGGUACUUAAUUUGUUGUAUUUUUUUUUCCUUCUUUAUUCUAACAAGGAAUAUUUACAUAUUUCUUUUAACCCCAUUUUUUUUUGUGGAGGGGGGGGGGGUGCUUGGGAUGCUUCACAUGUCUUUAAAAAGUGUGGAAGUGAGUAAGAAGAUGGGUCAGGGGAGUGACCUGUUGGUUUGAUUUGAUGCAUCUGUGUUGCAUGUUGACCAUCAAAAAGUAUGUAAAGGUGAAUGUGAUCGGAUUUGUUUG